Molecule: messenger RNA, 1239 nt
Organism: Lachancea lanzarotensis
Lineage: Eukaryota; Fungi; Ascomycota; Saccharomycetes; Saccharomycetales; Saccharomycetaceae
Gene: RPA49
Product: LALA0S11e02740g1_1
Exons: 1
Coding region: 1-1239 (412 amino acids)
Biological process (GO): nucleolar large rRNA transcription by RNA polymerase I; RNA polymerase I preinitiation complex assembly; transcription elongation by RNA polymerase I
Cellular component (GO): RNA polymerase I complex
Molecular function (GO): DNA binding
Source: RefSeq, a predicted model, not a curated record
AUGGCCCAAAAACGCGGAUUUAGUUCGAUUGAGGUUGAAAAACUGGAAUCAGAGCCCUCUGUGGCCGUGGGGGCCUUCUUCAAGGGCAUCCAAGUUCCUAAGAAGACAAAGUUUGAGCUUUUCCAUUCAAAAAAUGAGGCUGACAGUUUUCUUAUUCAUGGGGAAAACGAACGGGUGGAGUACGCUGGGAGUACCGACGUGAACUCCAACGAAAGUAGCCAGUAUUUGGUGGGCAUCUAUGAUCCUUCCACAAGAAGGAUCCAACUGCAUAAGGCCCCCGUUUUGACUGCCAAAGUGGCACCUAAAGCAACCAAAGAUUUGUCGGGUCCCGAUAUCAAACAAACAGAUCUGCGUGCCGGGGCUCUGAGGAAUGCUUUGGGUGAAGCGUUCGGUACCAAGAAGGCGAAAAAAGCGAUUGCAGACAUCGAACGCAACAGAAUCGACCCCGACAAGCUGGUAGAUUCUGCGGUUGAUAUCGUGGACUCUGUUAAGACCGCAUCGAAGGACUUGCCCUCGAGAGAAGAGCUCCAGCAAGUGUCUGAACAGGACAGAACCACACCAGAGGCAAACGUGGGUGCCACAGAUGUGGAGCAAAUCUAUCCGAUCCACAAUAUAAUACCGAAAAAGGAGUGGCAGUACAUUCGCGUCGGGGCUGUUCUGAAAGAAACGGACGAAGCCGCGAGACUCGAGCUCUUCCCUUACACCAAAUCUCCUUAUGUUGCUAAGAAGCUGGCGACACUAACACAGGCCCAACAGAUGACUAAAUUGCAGCUUUUGUAUUAUGUGUCCUUGCUCCUGGGAGUUUUUGAGAACAAGCGAGUUAGUGACAAAGUCAAGUUGUUAGAGAACUUGAAUGCCCCUCCCGAAAUGCUGGUUGACGGCAUUUUGGAAAGAUUCACAAUAAACAGGGCCGGUCAAUAUGGGCGUUCCAGGGAUCGCGGUUUCUUUAUCGACCCACAAAGAGAAGAUAAACUACUGUGCUUUAUCCUAGCCAUCAUUUUGCAUUUGGACAAUUUCAUUGUCGAGAUUUCACCCCUCGCACAGGAGUUGGGACUCAAACCAUCAAAGAUCGUCAGUCUGUUCAAAAACCUUGGGGCUAUUGUUAAAGGUGCGACCGUUUCCCAAGCAGAAGCAUUUGGAAUUCCAAAAAGUGCCGCCUCUACUUACAAGAUAGCUACGAUGAAGGUCCCUUUCAAACUCCCAGAAACUGGCAGAAGAGUCAGACGUGGUGGACGUUAA